AUGCGGUUCACCGCCCAUGUUUCCUGGCUCGUCCCUGCUUUUCUCUCACUGGCGUCUGUCUCAUCGGCCUUUUAUCUCCCCGGUGUCGCUCCAUCCUCCUACGAUAAAGGCCAAGCAGUCCCGCUAAAUGUCAACCACUUGUCACCCGGGCUGUCGCGCGACGAUCAACUUCACUCAGUCUUCUCUUACGACUACUACAAACCAGAAUUCCACUUCUGUCAACCGGAGGGUGGACCAAAAGAUGUUAGAGAAUCAUUAGGAAGCAUUCUGUUCGGCGAUCGGAUUCGCACUUCGCCGCUGCAGCUUCAUAUGGCUCAAAAUGAAACGUGCAAAGCAGUCUGCGGAGAGGUUACAUUUGACGCGCGCAGCGCCAAAUUCACCAAUCGUCGAAUUGCGCAGGGAUAUAACAUCAACUGGAUUGUGGACGGCUUGCCCGCGGCGCAGCUCAACUACGACAGCAACACAAAUACUCAGUUCUAUACCCCGGGAUUCGCUCUUGGCGACGUGGAUCAGAAUGGACAAUCGGUGCUCUACAACCAUUACGACAUCAUUGUCGAAUACCACCGCGUGGGUUUCAGUGGGAAGGAUAAAUACCGGGUGGUUGGCGUGCACGUGCAACCCGAAUCCCGACGUGAUUCCCGUGUGCUGGAUGAUGGUACCGCCGAGUGCGGCACCCAAGACGACCUUCUGAGAUUGAGCGAAGAGGUUGACACUUCAGUUACCUGGACAUACAGCGUGUACUGGAAAGAAUCUUCCACUGCAUGGGCCACGCGAUGGGACAAGUAUUUGCAUGUAUACGACCCCAAGAUCCACUGGUUCUCCCUGAUCAACUCCGCCGUUUUUGUUGUCUUCUUGGUGGCCACGGUCAGUAUGAUACUAGUGCGCGCUCUCAAGAAGGACAUUGCCCGGUACAAUCGGCUCGACCAAAUCGAUCUGGAUGAUUUGAACGGUAGCUCGGGCGCAGUCGAAGACGGAAUUCAAGAAGACUCCGGAUGGAAGCUUGUACAUGGCGAUGUCUUUCGCUGUCCCCAGUCGCCUCUCCUGCUGAGUAUUUUACUUGGAAAUGGUGCUCAACUAUUCAUGAUGACAGGCGUCACCGUUGGUAAGUCGCAACAUGAAUCUAUUCCAUUCUUGGAUGACUGCGAGUUCGCCGCUUUUGGAGCCUAUAUCGCUGACCUGCCUCCUCCAGUAUUUGCCCUUCUCGGUCUGCUCUCCCCCGCCAAUCGCGGGUUCUUGGCCACCGCCAUCCUUCUAAUUUCCGCCCUCUUCGGGGCGAUUGGAGGCUAUGUUUCGUCGCGUGUCUACAAAUCAUUCGGUGGUGAAGCAUGGAAGCGCAACAUUAUUAUGACACCUCUUUUGCUUCCGGGGGUCAUCUUUUCCACCUUCUUCAUUCUGAACCUCUUCGUUUGGGCCAAGGGGUCAAGUGGCGCUGUGCCUUUCGGGACUAUGCUUGCGUUGGUUUUGAUUUGGUUUGUGAUCAGUGUUCCAUUGAGCGUGGCCGGCAGCUGGUUUGGCUUCAGGCAAGCGGCUAUCGAAGGUCCCACUAAGACCAACCAGAUUCCCCGUCAGAUCCCUCCGGUGUCUGGCAGUCUCCGGCCCAUCCCAUCUACCCUCAUGGCUGGCAUUCUGCCGUUUGCCGCCAUUUUCGUUGAGCUUUAUCUCAUAACCACCUCUCUCUGGACCAACAAGAUUUAUUAUAUGUUCGGCUUCUUGUUCUUGUGCUAUGGGUUGAUGAUCAUCACUUCGGCUGCGACCACCGUCCUGCUAGUGUAUUUUUUGCUUUGUGCCGAGAACUAUCGGUGGCACUGGCGCGCCUUUGCCGGUGCCGGUAUGACCGGUGGCUAUGUCUUCCUCAACGCCCUCAUCUUCUGGGCCACUCGCGUCAGUUUCGGUGGCUUGACUGGCGCGGUGCUUUAUGUGGGAUACUCGGCACUGAUUGGUUUUGUUGUCUUUGUCCUCACAGGCUCAAUCGGCUUCUUCGCUAGCUGGGCAUUCAUACAUCGCAUUUACGGGUCUAUCAAGGUGGACUGA
Molecule: messenger RNA, 2031 nt
Organism: Penicillium diatomitis
Lineage: Eukaryota; Fungi; Ascomycota; Eurotiomycetes; Eurotiales; Aspergillaceae
Product: transmembrane 9 family protein
Exons: 3
Coding region: 1-2031 (676 amino acids)
Biological process (GO): vacuolar transport; protein localization to membrane
Cellular component (GO): endosome; fungal-type vacuole membrane
Source: RefSeq, a predicted model, not a curated record